GCGCAUGCUCCAGGCAGUGACGUGUCCAGAAAGUGUCAAACAGAAGGAUGUAAAAAUGAUCUAAAAGUCUUCAGAGAAACUUGAGGAGAGAUGUAAUGGUCACCAGCGUCUGCAGUCUGGAUAACUUCCCCUCUGGAGUCACCUUUAGGGUCAGCUUCUUAAGACUAACAAGGCUUCUGUAGUUGAGUCACGGAAAAUCGGUUUAACUCACUUUAGUACCCUCGUCAUUGACCGUCGAGCUAACUGAGUUAGCGACGGUUGGGCUAACCGGAGUAAAGUAGCAGCCGUUAUAAUGUUAACCGGAGGAACCGUCACUAACAUGUAGCUGAUGUUAACCUGAGAGUGUUAUCGUUAGUUAGGUUUCCAGGUUAGUUUCACCUCCUCCUCCCAUAGUAACCUCAGUAGCUCUCAGCCCGGGCUCCAGCCGGUGUCAGAUACCCGACAGAGAGAGGACCAUGUCUCGGAGGAGGCUGGACAGUCGGAGCGGGCUGUCUGCGGGGCUCCUGGGAGAAGUCCAGACCCCGAUCAGCACGGACCCCAUCGAAGGUGUUUAUGAAGUCACAGGAGAACUUGGAAGGGGGAAGUUUGCUGUGGUCAAGCGCUGCGUGGAGAAAGUCACGGGGAAGACGUUUGCUGCCAAGUUCCUCCGGAAGAGGCGGCGAGGUCGUGACUGCCGCGCAGAGAUCAUCCAUGAGAUGGCCGUCCUGGAGACGGCCCGUAACAACGCCCGAGUGGUCAACCUGCACGCUGCUUAUGAGACAGACCACGACAUCGUCUUAGUGCUGGAAUACGCUGCAGGUGGAGAGAUAUUCGACCACUGUGAUUCUGACGAGCUGCUGCCCGAGGCCCAGAUCACACGACUGAUCAGACAAACACUGGAGGGAGUCCACUACCUCCACCAGAGCAACCUGGUGCACUUAGACCUAAAGCCUCAGAAUAUCCUCCUGACCAGCCUGGCCCCUCCAGGAGACAUUAAGAUUGUAGACUUCGGCCUGGCACGCAGACUGGGUGCGGUCGGGGAGCUCCGGGAGAUUCUUGGCACGCCUGAGUAUGUGGCUCCAGAGAUCCUGAAUUAUGAGCCCAUCACCACAGCCACAGAUCUAUGGAGUGUGGGCGUCAUUGCCUACAUGCUGGUGACAGGCGAGUCUCCGUUCGUCGGAGACGACAAGCAGGAGACGUACCUGAACGUGUCCCAGGUCAGCGUGGACUACAGCAGGGAGGCCUUCUCCAAGGUGUCCGAGCUGGCUGUGGACUUCAUCCGCAAGCUCCUGGUCAAAUCACCAGAGGACAGGCCCAGCGCUGCAGAAUGUAUGAGCCACCCCUGGCUGUGGCAGCAGUUCUACGUGACUCCUGAGCCCACCACCACCCGCACCACCCAGAGGAGCUGUGGCACCAAGUGGGCGGCCCCGCCUGAAGAUCCUGAAGACAAGGAGAACUUCCUGGAGUCUCCUCACACAAAAAGGUUUCGCUCUGAGGAGGAGACACCAGCUGGGGACUAUGAUGUUUGAGUUCCUGUAAAAAGGGGAAGACAGGGGGACACAUCUCCCUCUGAGCUUUUAGAUUCUUUUAAGCUUCCAGAAAACCAGCGUCCCGUCCCUCAGAAGUACCUAUUUACUUAAUUCCAAGAUCGACCACACAGACCAAAGAUGAGCGGCGACAUCUUGAGAUCUGUCGCUGUUAAAAUGUGUGAAAAUUGUACAGCACGUCUGAGCUAAUACAGUGUGUGUAACCCUAAGUAUUUAAUACCUUUCUUUGUUAAGUCUCUGGUGUUUUCUCAGGGCUACUGAAGCCCGCUCUGUGUUCAGUGCAGCGCUAUGCUGAUGAAGGCUAGUGUCGAGUCAUUCUAGGGAAAUCUAUGCAAUACUUCUCUGCUGCGUUUUAUCUUUUUGUGUAACUUGAUAACAUUCUGCCUUAAAGCUGCAGGGUAAGUGUUCUUAGUCACCAGCACAGCUUCCUGUGUAGCUGCACUCAUGCUCCAGAAGAGAUACAUAGACUGUAUUUAUCACUGUCCGUGCGUACAAAGCACAACGAAGUCAGAAAAAAGGAGAUGUGGAGAUAAGCUCCACUGCAAUGAGGAAGUGUGAUCAUGUUUUUUUUCAUGUUGCGUUACAGAGAAUAAGGGACCGUGGGACAGCAGCUUCACGUGUCUCUACUGCUGUCUCAUCACAGCUAACUGUCUGCCGCAGAGAGGCUGAAUUACACCAACAUUACAUUCCUAAUAAGUUUCAUUUAUUCAAAAACAUUCAUCCUCUCUCUGUCUGCAGGAACACAAGGGUUUCAUGGAGCUCAGGGUUUGACAUGCAUCUUAUUUCAGUCACUCAGACUCCAACACAGCCUCCUUAAAACAGCUGACUGACUUACACCUUUAAUAAUGAGCUUGAAUUUGGGUUUUAGAGGAAACUAAUUGAAGCUGAAAUCCUGUAUCCCCAAACGUGGGCCCUAGUUUCACAGAUCUUGACAUAAAAAAAAUGACUAAUAUUAAUUUAUAAGUGUGUUCUCUUGAAGGUCAACAGACUCUGUUGACAAAUUCAACAACUUUGCUCGGCCACCACAGCCUUCGUUUGUGUUGUGUGACUUUGUUUUAACACACUAGUCGUAACUUUCAGCAGCACACAAACUGAAGGCAGAUAAGAGCUGCUGUAGACUUUAUAACCUGAGCUCUGUGAGGUUACAGGGAUGUGUUUGUCAGCAGUGUUUGGUAGUGUUCAAGAGAGCCAUGCAAAGUGGGGUUACAGUCCAUUUUGUAACUGCUGGCUGAAGAAACUCACCACAGUCAUUUCUAAUUUUUGUACCUGUAAGAUAUUUUAGACGUAGGUUCAAAAGUACUGAAACAACCCUCUGACUGAAGGGCUGUGAGUGGACAUGGCAUUCACAGCUUCACAGUAUGAUAGAAACUUAAACCUGUAAUGCCUCACAAACCUGAUACAGUCAUACCGUCGUUCACAUGCCACACCCGCACUUACUCAAAGGAUUUCCUCAGCGCGCUCUGAGUUCCUCUUCGUCAGCGGACAGAAAUGAAACAGCUCUAGCACUUACUUCAUGAGCACACAUACGGAGCUGAUAAGCAGCACGGGAGCUAUUUCUGAAAGUCUGUUUGUUUGUGAGACCUUGAGAGGUUCUCUGUGUGUUCCAGUCCCUCGCCAAAGCCAUGCAGUGUGCUUUCAUUACAAAGCUGCUCUAUUCCUCCGGGGUCAGGCUGCAUGAAGUCACUCACUCCUGAUGAUCUGCUCUCAGGGCGUGCUGCUCGCUCUCUGCUCACUCUGCUUGUCUUAACGGUGUUCUUACAGGCCGAUUAUUAUUAUUAUUAUUAUUAUUAUUAUUAUUUAUGUGCUGGACGUAUACUUUAUAUUUUAUGUAAAUAACGCUCACGUGUCUGGAGGAGGUGUGGAGGUGGUCACGCUGUUAUUGGAGUGAUAAAGGGAAAGCUUCAGAAGGUGAAAGGAAGGAUCAGUUUUAAGGUGGUUACUCGGAAGUUGAGCUCAUGUGGACAUGGACGAUGAGUCAGGUGGUUUAAGUAAGGAGGAAGAUGAUUAAACACUAUAAAUGAGUCAGGAAUGUGUGUACAGGAAGUAUUUCAAGGAAUAGUUCAACAAUUUUGGAAAUAAAGGAAUCAAUGUUUCUAUUUCUUUGCAGGGGAGUUCUAAUAUUUCUUGAACGUUGGGCCAAAUGAGGAAGAUAAAAUCUUUGAAUUGCUCCGGUAGAUUGCUUCAGCCUGCAGCCAUGAAACAGGCGGUGGUGCCAUUAAUCUCAGACAGUUCUUUGAGAUGGUUUUGCCACUGAUGGGCUCAGAUUGUUCAUAGACUGUCUGAAGACUGUGACAAAAAAAUCUAGACCACUGUGUUGAGGAAAGACUCAAACUAAAACCACAACCAGCCUUGACCCCUCUUCACUGACAAACCAGACUCCACUUUUUAUACCACAGUGCACUGAGUCACUGGUUUACUGCAUUCAACAGAUACUUACUUCUCUGUAACAGUAACCAGGUUCAGUGGCGGCAGACCAACAACUCCUGAGAUCUGAGGAAAACCUAGUCGUUUUGUGAAUGGAGUGUGGUGUCCUUGACGAGCGAUGUAUGGGCUGUUUCUGGUUUUAAAAAACAUCUUUACACUUGAACAAAAUGUCUCUAUUAACAUUAUUUAUUGAAGCAGAGCUGCAGACACUAAAAGUAAUGAUCAGAGUCCAUUUGUGGCUAAAAGAAGCACAUUAAUGUGUUGACUUUGAAGAGGAUGAUUUGUCUUAAAAGGUCAAUCAGCCUGUUUCUCUGCUGUUGGCUGAAACAACCUGCUGGAACAAAGUCAAACGUCUUAGUGGCUGUAAAUCACGAAGAGCCCUGAAAUAUACAUUUUUAAAAAGGGUCCAAGUUUAAAAGAAGUACUGGAAGCAGAGUCGUGAUGUUGGCAUAUAGAUAUGUAGGAUGAAGGCUUUUAGGCUGAUGACGUUCAGAUGGUGAAGUUUCAGAUGAAGCGUGACAGAUCAUGUGAAACAUGAGGUGCUGUCGAGUUGCAGGAUUUACCACCUUUGUCUGAGUGAAACCCUCACCUCCUCUAACGUGCAGCGCUGGCAUCUCUGAUUGCUCUUAAUCUCCAGUGAAACAUUCCUCUCUCUGCUCCGAGGUGCCGAGCACAAUGAGACCACAUUGUGUUUGUGUUUGUUGUUGUCACCAGCUGGUACAAUGGCCUUUGUGCGGGAGAUGGGCGUCUCCAGCCACGACCAUGCUCUCAUCCUUAUGCUGUCAUCCUUAAAAACUGGAACACCACACUGUAAAAGAUUUUCAUCUCACAGAGUUUAAUCUCAUCGAGCUUUCAGUGUUUUCUUUACUGCGCGAAGGUAAAUCUGCUUCAUAGUGUAAUGUAUCUCUUAAGCUGGAAGAAAAUAAGCUUGAAACUUCAUCUCAGUCUCCUCUGCGUGUAUACCUCUGCAAACAGGUGACAGCAUCUUGAAAUGAUCUCGAUUCAGGCUGAAAUAUCACAACUUGAUGUGAGACUUGUACAUUUCUGGAGCUCCACAGUGACACAUUCUGUUCCCUGUUGCUGCAGCGCCUGUGAAAACAAGAUUUAAGAGUUGUCGAGUCACUUCACCUCAAUAGAAGAUGGACUUGUUUUGCAGUGCAGUGAUGUCAGGGAUCUCACUUCGCAGGAUGACGAAAUGCACAAAUGAUUUGGGACAAAGUGCUGGCAUUGUCUGCCUCCUUCCGUCACUUGAACACGACUUCUGCUGUGGUGUCCGUUUUGUCAUUUUGUACAGCUAUUGUGCUGUCAUCUUCAGCAGCUAGUCACUCGGUGGCCUCUGUGUGUGUGUGUGUGUGUGUGUGUGUGUGUGUAAGUGUGUGUGAAUGUGUGUGAGUGUGUCAGUGAUCAUUGUCUGGCACUCGGAUGAUGAUCCUCUAUAAAAACAGAGCACUAGGUAACAUUCCUGUUUUUUCUGCGUGCCCACAGCGAGACUGAAGGAAACUGUAGUUUAAGUCAAAUCCGACACAAGCACAAGCAAAUAAAUGUUCAAGAGAUGUUUGUUUAUUUUGCAUUUUAUAUUUUUUUAAUGUAUGAGCGUUCCGAUUGCAUCUGAAAUUACUAAAAAAAAAGACUUAUUGUAUUCUGAUCAACUGCAGGCUAAUAUAUAUAAGCAUCACAAAGCAAACUGAAGAGCUCAUUAAAGGUUGUAGAAAUAC
Notolabrus celidotus (New Zealand spotty) is the source of this 5665-nucleotide messenger RNA. RefSeq names its product serine/threonine kinase 17b (apoptosis-inducing) (gene stk17b). The record is from RefSeq and is a predicted model, not a curated record. Gene Ontology annotation, cellular component: nucleus. Gene Ontology annotation, biological process: positive regulation of apoptotic process; protein phosphorylation; intracellular signal transduction. Bases 456 to 1508 code for a protein of 350 amino acids. The transcript is spliced from 7 exons. Gene Ontology annotation, molecular function: ATP binding; protein serine/threonine kinase activity. NCBI's taxonomy places the organism in Eukaryota, Metazoa, Chordata, Actinopteri, Labriformes, Labridae.